AUGACAACUAGCAGCAGCAGCAAUAAUAGCAGCACUGGUAGAUCCUCUUUACUCUCUUCCAAGCGACGCUUGAGUAGUUUAGACGACCAUCAACUCCAACACCACCACCACCACCACGAGCAGGCACCCAAACGCACUCCAACACCUGAUCCACAGAAUUCCCUUGGGAGUUUCCCUGGGAUGGAUCUCGCCACUUUUCUCUGGCAAACUCCAUUUCUCUUUCAUUACUCUUUCAACGAUGCUGCCAAACGUACUCUCAUCAAGAAAUGCUACACGACCCUUUGGAAGAACCAGGAUGCUCUCAUGGAACAGUACUUUUUCAAAGAUCGCGUUGCGUUCCACGAUGCGAUCGAUCGCCUUAUGUUACACCGACAUUCUCGUACGCACAAUCAGGAUGGCAUGGAGCGAAUGGAUAUGCAAAGUGCUGGUGGUCUCGAUGGCGAUGCUGCAACAACAGCCACAACAACACAGCAACGACCUUUACAACGGUGUGGCCGCGUGUUCCGAAAAGGAGAACCGGUAUAUCGAUGUAGGGAUUGUCGAUUGGAUGAUUCCUGUGUGCUUUGUUCAAAAUGUUUUCAUGCAAGCAACCACGAGAACCAUAAUGUAUUGGUAGCCAUCAGCCCGGGAUCAGGUGGUUGUUGUGAUUGUGGAGAUCCAGAGGCAUGGAAAACAGCAUUGGAAUGCAGCGUCCAUGGUACUACACCUGCCAACAACAACGACAACAACAAUAAUACAUCAUCAUCAUCAUCACCCACGCUACCACGCUCUGUUAUUAAGCACAUACGACAAACGAUUAUCACUGUGAUGGAUUUCAUCCUGGUGACAUUUGCACUUGCUUCGGAGGAGAUCUCAAUCCCCGCUUCCAAUGCCGACAUUGUUCAAGCCAACCAAAACGAAUGUGCCAUUUUUCGUCGCAUGGGAGUGCCAGCACGCCGUCCACUUUACAAAUCAAAACAACGAAGACCGGAAGGCGAUGUGGAUAUGGAUAAGGAGAAUCAUGGCAUCGAUGAUGAUCAACUCUAUGUAUUGGUAGCUUGGAACGAUGAGACGCAUUCAUUCAAGGACGCUUGUGAUGCCGUGGAGGGAGCGAUUGGAUGUCAUGUUCAUCAAGCAAGAACCAUUGUCGAAACGAUUCACACACAAGGAAGAGAGAUCAUUGGCACUUCGACCAAUCUUGAUGAAUUGAGAACCAUGGCAGCACCUUUUACAGCCAUUGGAUUGGGGGUCACCAUUCGACCUGCACGUGAUGUCAUCCGAGAACAGGUCACCACCGUACUUGUUGACUGGCUUAGAGAGUUGGCGGCAGCGACACAUCAUCAUCAUCAAGGUUCGAGUUCUCAGAUAAGAUCUAUCAUUUGUGAGGAAUUAUGUGCCAAUUGGAAACUACCCAAGCAAAUCGCCAUCAUGACAGGUGGAACACCUUCGUUUCGAAUGGUAUCAGAGGAAGAAGAAGAAGACGAGGAGGAAGAGCAUCUUGAGUAUCAUGAUGAUCAACAGCCACAACAACAACAACGUGACGAUCCAUUGGAUGAGGAGGAGGAAGUGAAUGAAGAAGAUGAAGAAACCAUGAUGAUGGGAUUUGAGACAACAGCUACUACUACCAUGGAUGAGGAAGAUGUUGAUAUGGAUGCACCUGAUCAAGAGGAAGAUGAGGAACAACGUAUUCCAUCCGAUGUUGUGGUGCCUAUGCUUGUGGAAACCGAUAGCAAGAUUCUUUAUCAGACUGAAAAGGACAUUGCAAGCAUUGAUUGGAAUCCUGCAUGGCUGGUCAAGGAUCAUCGUCAUUUUCAAGUGGAGGAACAAUCAUUUUCAGCACCCUUGGGAUUACCGGCACGUCAAGAUAUUCGAGAUAUGAAUGAGACUCGACGAUUAGCAUUUGCAGUGCAGCGUGAAUUUGAACAAAAGCAGCGUCUUGACUACUUUUUGCUUUAUGAUCAACGCGUGUGGAAGGAAUUACGAGUAUCAUUGCGAGAAUUCUAUAUCCUUACUUUGGGAUCUCAUCCAGUGUACAAGAAACGUUUUGGCAAGCGAUUGGUACGCAACUAUGCACGUCUUGUAGAGGCUUUUCUUUUCCGAGAUCGAGAGCCUGAAAACGCCAUUAUCUUGUUUUCGGUACAGCUAUUGACGGUGCCUUCCGUAUGCAGUUUACUUGUGAACGAAUAUUACUUUUUCGGCUUGAUUUGCAACACAUUAUCAGUAUUCUUCAUGACGGAGGAGAUAUGCUAUGUACCUAUCAGCAAACAACAGGAUCAGCCUCGUCGAUUGAGCUGCGAAUCACGUGCAUUCCGUACAAGACGUUAUUUUAAUGCUUUCCAUGAUCUACGCUACAUCCUUCAUGUGGAGUUACUCAAGCCUGUGAUUGCUCAUGAUGCCGUCUACCUACGCGAGUUUCUCGAGUUGAUUUCAUUAUUCCAAGCUAUGAAUCCACAAACAUGUCAAAAGGAUACGCAUGUCGAAUAUGAAUCGGAGGUGUGGGUGAAUGCUUUCAAUGUCACUCUUCAAAUUGCAAAGUGCUGUCGUUCAUUUUCGGAUUGCUACCAUGCCUUGUUUACAGCUACACAACCUGAUCGUGUUCAUACAGCCCAAAUCCUUGUACGUGCUGUGGCUCGUGUACUCAAAGCGAUCGAUGAUUGGGGCGCAGAACCUAUUGACAAGACGCGUUUGCCGCUACCGCAAGUGCCAGCCACGAAGGAAUAUCGUCAGCAUAAAGUCAACUUGCCCUAUGUUGGUGAUAUCGAUGUUAUUCAAUAUGAUAUUACUUCUGAUCCAGUGUCGUUCCAUCAUCCAUUGCAUUGGCUUUUGGCAGGCAUUCUUGAGUCCGCGACAUGGUUGGAUACAGCAUUGGUUGCUGAAGCUGGUUGGAAUGAAGGCUUUUUCAAUGCCAUCAAGAUGUUUGCUGCACAAGAUGACGAUUUAUUACCUCGUGUAUUGGACUUUCCUAUACGUACAUUGGCAUUCUCAUCACAAAUCAGAGCUGGUGUAUGGGUGAGAAAUGGAUACAAUAUCCGAAAUCAGGUGCAUCAUUAUCGUGACAUUUCAUUACGUGAGACGACGUACGACAGUGAUAUUUUCCUGCUUCAGUUUGCAUUCGUAUCCAUGAACCCCAGCAAAGUACUAGCGACGUUGAUGGAUCGAUUUGAUCUUUUGGAUUGGUUCUCCGGCGAGACGACACAUAAGCAAUACGACAAUUCGCAAGUGAUUUUCAUGGUGGAAGAGAUCCUUUACUUGUUGAUUGUGUGCAUAUCAGAGCGCGGCAAUCCUACCCAUGCCUCAUUACAACAAAAGAUUCGGCGUGAAAUCAUUCAUCACUUAUGCUUGGGGUCAUCGGUGUAUUCUGAAUUGACCAAGCGUAUCCCCGAACGAUUAUCCGAGCAAGCUGAAUUCGAUCAACUCUUGAACGAGGUGGCCAAUUUCAAACCACCUACAAGUUUGAAUGAUUCAGGUCGCUACGAGCUGAAGGACGAAUACUUUGAUGCCAUUGAUCCAUACUUUUGGCAUUACAGUCGCAAUAAUCGAGGCGAAGCUGAACUUGUGCUAAAGGAACGGUGGAAAAAGGCCAAUGCGGAUAAGGAUGAAGCCAUGUUCUUUGUACGUCCUAAGCCAUUAGAACCAAUCGCUGGCCCAUUCCAAGGCUUGUAUCAACUCCUCGAGACACCUGUGCUUGUGCAAAUGGCCACUUUUACGCUUGCCAAUGUACGACAAAUGGAUGAGGCCCACAAGAGCGACACCGUCAUUGAUGAAGUGCUCUAUCUAUUGCUGUUGGCCGUUUCGAGUCCCACAUUUUGCAAUUAUGCCACCGAGCUCACCUAUGGCUCAUCAACGCUUUUUGAUAUGUUGAUGCAAUAUCGCACGGAUGAACAAGCUAAGGAGACACAUGCACGAUUGGAUUGGAUCUUUGAACAAAUGAUGACGCAUGGUUCUGAUACUACACGACAACGUAUGCAGGCGUAUCAAGCAAUGAAAAAGCAAUCCACACCCGGUGGCAAUGACGAGGAACACGACAUGUCCGAACAAGAGCGAAAGAAAAAGGCUGCACGUGAGCGACAAAAGAGGAUCAUGGAAAUCUUUGCGCAAGCUCAAUUAUCGUUUAUGGAACAAAAUGAGGAUUUAUAUGAGGAGGAAGAGGAGGAAGCAGCAGCAGCAGCAGCAAUGGAAGGAGCGGGUGAAGAAGAAGUUGCCAUGGACAACCAACAAGUAUGCGAGUAUCCAACAGGCACUUGUAUUGUAUGUCAAGAAGAUGUCAAUGAGCGAUCCUUACCUUAUGGCAUGCUUGGAUUGGUACAAGUAUCCAACAUCCUGCGGGAGGCUGAUAUGAGCAACCGGGCGAUGUUUGACGAGAUGGAUCGAAUGGGACCCAAUUUGGAUUGUACGUGGCCAAUGCAUCAAAUAUCCGAUCAAUGUGGAAGUUUCCCUGCUGUGCAAGAUAAAUCCGGCCUGUGUGCGACGACAUGUGGUCACUUGAUGCACAUCAAAUGUUUUGAAACGUACAAUGCAUCCAUUGAUCCACGCCAUGCAGCUCAAUUGACACGCAACCAUCCUGAAAAUCGUUUACGCAAGGAAUUCACAUGCCCACUCUGCAAGUCAUUGGGCAACAUGCUAUUGCCAAUCAUUUGGAAGGGGAAGAUUGAAACGUAUCCUGGUGUCCUUUCGAAUGCUGAUGAAGAUGCUUACAGCCGCUUUCUUCAAACGGAGCUUCAUAUGGCUGCUGAGCGAUUACAAACUGCUAUUGAUCCAAGUCGACCUAUCGGGUUUGGUGUAUGGAGUGCAGGUGCGGAUAUGCUCUUUGCUCCUCGACUACCCUCUCUCAAAGGCAUGCAAGUCGAUACGGCAAGUGGCACGAGUAGUGGCGGUGAUAAGAUCCCUGGUUUGUCUACCUUGUUGGGAGUAGAGCAGCAACAUCAACGACGUAAUCGCCUUGGUCCUACUGAGAUGCUAUUCAAAUCGGCUGUUGGUGUGAUCCCGGCAAUUCAAUCAGCCUAUGUACGAUUGCAAGAAGUGUUUUCAGUCAUUCUUGGAUCUUGUAGUCCUGAAACGGCGAGAAGUCUUUCAGCCAGCGUCAACAAUGUGGAUACUUUGUGGGGCAUGUUAGGCUUUACCAUUGCUGCCAUGGAAAUUGCGGCACGUGGCAAUGACAGCAAUGGCCACGUGGUCUUUACCCAGAUCCCUAUGCAGGCACAAACCUUGUUGCGCAUCCUUUGUGACACGAGCAUGUCCUACACAGGCCUUAUGUGCAGCAAUGAGCAAGAGGAAUUGUUGAGCAGUUCACGACUCUUUAGUACUGGUACGGAUGAUGCUGGUGGUGCCGCUGGUGGUGAUGCUACUGGUACAGGUACAGGUACAGGUGGUGGUGGUGGUGUUGCAAGCGGACCUGGACCCGAUAGCCGUUCCAUGGUGCAAGUACACAUGCUGGCUAUGCAGCGACUAUUGCAAAUCUUUGCAUCGGAUACAAUCACCACAAGUCGACAAGCUUCUGAGGUGCCACCUGAUACUCGACUUUACAAUAAUUUCCCCUUGUUGAUGGAUGAUCCUUUUAUGGUAUUGACUGAACUAUCGGUGCAUCUUGUUCAUGUUGCCAAAACAGACUUCCAUCCCUUUGUGCGUAUCUUAUUGCUAGCCGAGCUUACAAAGACCACUGUUGGAUUACUACAACAACCAUCACCGGCGCUGGAUGAAUCGUCUGAUGACGCUAUGGUGGAUGAUGAUGAACAAGACAACAAUGAUCAAGAAGCAGCAAAGGAAUUAUUGGCCCUGGUGGCGAAUGCAAUGGGCAUCAACAUGGAUACGCAUUCACAAAGACAUCGUUUAUGUCGAAUGCUCAAAAUGUUUACGCUACCUUAUUUGAGACGCACCAUUAUCUUGCUGAUAACCCGAUUUGGACUUUUGUUGGAUUCAUCACAACAACAACAACAACAACCACAAUCUUCAGACAAUGAAUUCGAUCGAUUACUUGGCAUAUUGCGACUACCAAAACUAGCCACAUUGAUUCGACAUCCUGAUACAGAACAACUGGUACGUGGAUGGUGCAGUCAACUUGUCAAGGAAAAUGAGAGGCGUAGCAGCAUGCAAGAGGAUGAUGAUAUUGUAUCCCAAGACAACAACAUGGGCAUUGACAAUAAUGUGCGUGUGAUUCUCGAUCUUCCUACGCCAUUCCAGCUUAUCAGUUUACCAUCACGACUUGAUGUGCUUAUGGAUGAAAGCACACGUAAAACAUGUCCUCGUUGUGAAACGGUGCCUACUGAUCCUGCCGUAUGCUUAUUAUGUGGUGCAUUUGUAUGUUCUCAAUCAUUCUGUUGCUCUGAAGGAGAGGAAGGCGAAUGUAAUUUACAUAUGCUUGAGUGCGGUGGUGAGAUUGGUAUUUACCUUUUGAUCAAGCGAUGUUCGUUGCUCGUGUUACACAAUGAAAAUGGAUGGUUUAUGCAGCCACCUUACCUGGAUGCUCAUGGCGAGAUUGAUCAAGGACUACGACGAGGACGGCCCCAUUACCUUAAUACUCAGCGUUAUGCAGAUACCCGACGAUUAUGGCUACAACAUGGCAUCCCUGCUUACGUUGCUCGCCAAAUUGAAGCAACCUAUGAUGUCGGUGGAUGGACAACCUUGUAG
This is a messenger RNA of Lichtheimia ornata, 6603 nucleotides long. RefSeq lists its product as uncharacterized. NCBI's taxonomy places the organism in Eukaryota, Fungi, Mucoromycota, Mucoromycetes, Mucorales, Lichtheimiaceae. Gene Ontology annotation, cellular component: cytoplasm; ubiquitin ligase complex. The transcript is spliced from 5 exons. Gene Ontology annotation, molecular function: zinc ion binding; ubiquitin protein ligase activity. Gene Ontology annotation, biological process: protein ubiquitination; ubiquitin-dependent protein catabolic process via the N-end rule pathway. The coding region runs from base 1 to 6603 and encodes 2200 amino acids. The record is from RefSeq and is a predicted model, not a curated record.